Carassius carassius (crucian carp) is the source of this 9609-nucleotide messenger RNA. RefSeq names its product AF4/FMR2 family member 2-like. The coding region runs from base 191 to 4003 and encodes 1270 amino acids. The record is from RefSeq and is a predicted model, not a curated record. The transcript is spliced from 21 exons. Gene Ontology annotation, cellular component: nucleus; nuclear speck. Lineage: Eukaryota; Metazoa; Chordata; Actinopteri; Cypriniformes; Cyprinidae. Gene Ontology annotation, biological process: regulation of RNA splicing. Gene Ontology annotation, molecular function: G-quadruplex RNA binding.
CAAAUUGCUGCGCGGUUCUUUUCAGAGCGAGUGACCGCCUCCAGCGAGCCCUGACUCCGCCUUCCGCAGGGCUGCGUGCCGCUGAGCGGAGAGAGGCAGCGGCAGUGCGAGCUGCGCCGCGCGUCAGUGAGGGAGGCAGACGGAGUUCCUGCAUAUGCGGCCACCGGCAUCUCACUGAAACACACUGAACAUGGACCUAUUCGAGUUUGACUUCUUCAGGGACUGGGAGCUGGAGCAGCAGUGUCAUUACGACCAGGACCGCUCGGCACUGAAGAAGAAGGAAUGGGAGCGAAGGACACAGGAAGUGCAGCAAGAUGAAGACUUGUUCUCUGCUGGAUUUAAUCUGUUUGGUGAGCCGUAUAAGACUAACAAAGGAGAUGCCCUGGCCAACCGGGUCCAAAACACACUUGGAAAUUACGAUGAAAUGAAGGAGCUCCUGACUAGCCAUUCCAACCAGAGUCAACUUGUCGGCAUUCCUAAGAACUCCGUUCCUCAGACUCCAGUGGAGAAACCCGACCAGCCAUGCUUUUUCCCUGAGGCUCAGCGGAGCCGAGCCGCUCCCUCCCAACUUGGAAGUCACAGCAUCUCCAUGCCCCCACCCCCUGCCAACACCUUGCCGGGCUCUAGUGUUGUACAUGGACCUCAAGGCAAAAAGUCACGCUCAUCAGAAUGGUCCCGAGGGGGUCACGGUUCAAGUGGUGCCCAGACCGCUCAACCGGUCAGCCGGGGGAAGCACUCCAGUCAUGAGCAGACCUCUAGUAGACAUGAUCAGGACCAUGAGGACUCAAGUCCAAAUCCUAGUGGACCUACAACUUCAUCUCACUCCAACAGGAAGCAGGCACAGUCUGGCCAAGGACCAGCCACAGCCGAGCUUGGCCUUGGAAAGUCUCCUGCUGAGCAGGAUCUGUGCUCCCAUGGAUCGAACUCGCCAAUGGCCUCUACGUCCCUGCUCCCUAGCGGCCUCUCGACGCCGACAUUCCCCCAAGGCCUCCACUGCAAGCUCAGCAGUGCUGUGCAGCAGAAACCCACUGCCUAUGUCAGGCCCAUGGACGGCCAAGACCAGUUCCCCAAUGAUUCCCCAGAACUCAAACCCCCUGUGGAGCUGGUGGAAGGGUACAACAGUGUGCCAUUUGGAGGUCUGCUGGAUACCAAAAGCAGUAUGGCUGGGAGCAAGGGCAAAAUUCCUAAGCUGACACUGCCACAAUCUGGAGAGGUCAGCCUGUCCAACGACUCCAGCUGUGUGGAGGAAAUUCUGCGGGAGAUGACCCACUCCUGGCCUCCACCUCUCACUGCCAUCCUCACACCAGGCAAAGCUGAACAAACCAAGUUUCCCAUCCCUUCAAAGGAUUCCCAGCAUGUGACCUCAGGAUACAACGGAAAACGCUGCAAUGUUUCCAGUAACAAGCCUGCAACCAAGUCAGUACCACAGAAGUCAAUGCUUGAGGAUGACCUGAAAAUCAGCAGUGAUGAAGAGGACACUGAACAGGCCGCUGAGAAGCCCAAGCCCAGGAGCGCUCCUCUCAACCUCCCUGGAACCACACCGCGGACCAGUGAACCGACCGGUCACUCCAGUGGCGCCUCGGGCAGUUCCAGUGAAUCGGAGAGCAGCUCUGAAUCCGACUCGGACAGCGAGAGCAGUUCCAGUGACAGUGAGUGCAACCGAGCGUCCCGUGCUGCCACACCAGAGCCUGAACCUCCAUCAACAAACAAGUGGCAACUAGAUAAGUGGCUAAACAAAGUUAAUCCUCACAAUAAAGCACUAAUUAACACCCAGUCAGACAGUCAUGGGCUUAACAGCUCUCAACCCGAUGAAAGUCAAUCAUCAGAGAACCAGAGCUCCAGCAAGAGCAAGCCCAGCACAACACUGGCACCAGCAGACCCCAAGGAGAGAACUUUGCUCAGUCCUAUACGAGAGAAAGCCAAACCCAAGACUGGUCAGAAGGCUCCAGACAGCAAAAGCACCAAGGUGAAAUCACCAGCCUCAGUGGAGCUAGCUCCCCCGAGGAGAAGCACUGGAAAGAAGCAGCCCAAAAAAGUGGAGCGAUCUUCCAGUAGUGAGGAGCACAACUGGCCAAGAACAGGAAACACAAGUUCUACGCCGAAAGAGAAAGAACCCCCACCUUUAGAGCUGCCAAAACCUAGAGGCAAGGGCCCUGGGGUCAAGACGGCUCCAAGAAAAGAACCUCGAACCACCACAACAAACACUGCACCAACGAAUAUCACACCAGUUCUGGAUAAAAAGAAGCACAGAGGACCCAACAAGAUCAUCCCUAAGUCUAAGGAGUUCAUCGAGACAGAGUCUUCUUCAUCCGAGUGUCAUUCAGAGCCUGAAGAGCUCACUAAGGUUCAGCUUCCCUGUCCUGGUCUCAACACCCUAAGCCUAAAAUCCAAGGAUUGCAACAGCAAUAUCCUGAAUUUUAGUAGCCUUACCAGCACAAGCAGCACCUCUAUUCCUGAUCCAGGUGCCUCGGAUCUCCUUGAAGAGCCCCUCUUUUCUCCCAUACCCAUUGUACAAAAUGAACUUUUGUCCCCACUUAGAGAUUUUGAGGACAUCAAGUCCCUUUGGGUUAAGAUUGAACUCAGCUUCCUGUCACGGAUCCCAGGGCAAGAUGCCCCGGAGCCACCCACAACCAAGGCUGAGGGUCGGGAGGUCAGUGUCAAGCACAGACGACAACAGUCUCCUGCCUCCAUCCCUGCAGAAAAGAACUCUAGUAAAUCCAAGAGAAAACACAAGGCAAGUCACUGUGACGUGAUGAGUGGAGGCAAGAGGCUUCGUAUGGACAAAGACGCACUGCUGCUUCCUCCGUGUAUCUCGCCCAUACAUAACCACAAGGUCUCCAGCACAAAAGAUUCAUGGAAGAAGCAGCCUCGCAAGCGGGUGGAUAAGCUGUUACCGCCUCUACUGUCGCCGCUGUCCGAUGAGCCAGUGGGCCGCCCACGGAGGAGCAGUGAAUGCAGCUCCAUCAGUCAGGAGGGAAACGCCUCCACCGUCCCAAACACCCUCCCCUCCACCCGCACAAUACCUACCUCCACCUCUUCAUCAUCGUUCUCAUCACACAAACACCGCAAAGGAGCGAACAAAUCCUUCUGCCAUUCCAAGACCAGCACUGAGGAAGACAGACACAGCAAGCCGUCCAGUGGUUUUCACGGCCAUGGUCAGUCAGAGCCAGACCUCUGGUCAAACCCUUCAACCCUGUCCGUGGAGCACAUGGAGCCCAGGAGACCUAAACUCACAUUUAAUAACACUGUUUACAAUGCAGAUUACUACAUGCAGGAAGCCAAGAAGUUGAAACAUAAGGCAGAUGCUUUGAUGGACAAGUUCGGCAAAGCUGUGAAUUAUGCCGACGGAGCACUCUCGUUCAUCGAAUGCGGCAACGCCAUGGAACGAGACCCAUUGGAGGCCAAGUCACCAUACACAAUGUAUUCAGAAACCGUAGAGCUCAUCAGGUACGCAAUGAGAUUAAAGAACUUCACAAAUCAUUCUGCCACAAUAGCUGAGAAGAAGCUCGCUGUACUGUGCAAUCGUUGCUUGUCACUUUUGUACUUGCGAAUGUUCAAGCUGAAGAAAGAUCAUGCAAUGAAGUAUUCCCGCUCACUAAUGGAGUAUUUUAAGAAUUCUGCAAAAAGUUCCCAAGAACCUUCGCCGUGGGGAGCUAAUGGAAAGAGCACAGGAACCCCGUCUCCCAUGUCCCUGAGUUCAUCUCCUGUCAGUUCGGUCAGCAGCGGCGCUGGAGUGAUGGGCUCUUCCUCUGCCUCUGGAAGUGUGGCCAUUCCCCAACGCAUCCACCACAUGGCAGCCAGUCAUGUCAACAUCACCAACAACAUCCUGCGCAGCUAUGAACACUGGGAAACUGCUGACAAGCUGGCCCAGGAAAGUCAAGAGUUCUUUCUGGAGCUGGACUCAGUAAUGGAACCAUUGACGCAGCACAGCAGCAUGACAGAACUGGUGCGCUACAUACGCCAAGGACUGCACUGGCUUCGGCUGGAAGCCCAUUUGUUAUAGUGCUGGCUCUUCCACUGUGCUCUUCCUUUCUCUGUCUUUCUCUCUCUCACUCUCUUCCCCACCGUUCAUCACUACCUCCACCAUCUUUGCCAUCUACAGCCCUCCAGAACCCUGAGGGAAGUCGGCAGUUAACCACUAGCGAGUCUCAGAACUGUGAGUUAUUCCCUGGAGGGUGCCAUGUCCUCGUUCCAGCUUGAUUCCUGUAAGAGUGCGUCAAGAAAAACUGGGGAUGCCGUAAAAGGACGGAGCGCUGCUGCAUCCCAUCACAGCACUACGGGAGGCCAUAUUUAUGCAUCUGUUACAAGAACAGGAUCUGUGACGGUAGCAGUGGGCAAGUUAACAAUGUUGUUGAACAAAAAUCCAGCUAGUAACCACUGUGAUGUAGGCCAGGCGAAUCUAAUUCAUUUUGUAAGGUAGGAUGGGCCAGAAACACACUUCACGCAAGUACGCAAGACAGGCAUGAAUGCAUAAUAAAUUCAAAUUCAAAUGAUAUCUUUAACUAAACUAGAUAAUCAUCAAACUGUUGCUUCACUACAACAAUAGUUAAACCAUAAGAAAAGCUUCCAGUCAUUGUGCUGGACUGGACAUGUUUGGUUUACUCUAAUAGCUGCUAUAUCGCCCCCGGUGGCAUCGCUGAGAAUACACACACUGGCUGUUGAAUUAUGAAUUGCAGUCUGACAGCUUUCAGAACACGACACAUGAAAUCCAACUCAUGUAGCUUAUGUUCACAUACUUGCGUUGAGUAUUUUUCAGGCCUUACCACUGCGAGACUGAGAUACACUGAGAUAAUGUUCCUGUAGCUCAAGUGGUAGAGCAUUGCGUUAACAAGUGCAAGGUUGUGGGUUCGAUUCCCAGGGAACACAUGAUAGGUAAAAACAGUUUCCCUGAAUGCACUGUAAGUCGCUUUGGAUAAAAGCGUCUGCUAAAUGCAUAAAAAUACACAGGAAUUAGAGUGCAGAUAAAUGAGCUGUUAACAAUGCAUUCAUCUCAAAUACAUAUCUGGAGAUUCACACGUAUCCAUUUGAAAUUGUGCUUAUCUGUCAAGGCUUUUGUGAUGACAGUAAGGGAUGGGUACGGUAGUCAUGAAUUCUCUCCAACGUCACCAUCUUUCUGUUUUACUGUGGCACCAUGACAGCUGGCGUCAGUGCAAGCAGUGUGAUAGACUCCUUGGCUUCGCUCCAAAGCUGCAUUCUCUGAGACAGGCUUCACGUCUUGUGUUCACAGCGUCAGAGGCUGAUGGGAGAUUUCCCUUAUACAUAUGCACAUAUGACAGAUUGAAAUCUUCUGAAGGAGUUAUCAGAGAAUCUUAAAGAUUUCUUUCCAAUUUGUACCAUAAUGACUGUGUUGUACAUGACAGCUACUUUAACUGUUCGGUGUUUGUUCGAUCUUGCAUGUUAAUGCAGAGAGGUAGAGGUAGGACUGAGAGACAUCAGCAUAUUUUACAAGCACUAUGAAGAAUCAUUGGGUUUUGUCCAGUUUUUUUCAGUUGAUUCCAGCAUCUUUAAGGCUGGCUUGAUAACAUUUAACAUUAAGUUGUUAUCUAGAGUUUAUUAAUGCUUGUACUUCAACAUUACAUUUUUCAAUCUACAGAGACACUUCCAAACAAGCUAGGUCGGAAUUUGGGGCCUAAACAAUUGCAUCAUGUGAUCAAAUCACAAACCUUUUUUAAUCAAAUGUUAACUUUCCAUGCAUAAACUCUCCAGAGGAAUUUAAUGUCAAAUAUGAUAUGAAAUUGUUGAUAACCUAUCAGUGUUUCUUCUUGCUGUUCUGUUCAUAAAUGUGUGUGUGUGUGUGUGUGUGUGUGUGUGUGUGUGUGUGUGUGUGUGUGUGUGUGUGUGUGUGUGUGUGUGUGUGUGUGUGUGUGUGUGUGUGUGUGGAGCAGAUUUUCAUUGGCAGGGUGUUCAUUGUAUUGUAAAGCUUCAUAUAUCUGUCAGUUUAUCACUUGAAUGUCAGAAUGUGAGCGAGAGAUGGGAUGUAUGUGUGAAAUAGACAUUUCACUAAGAUUAUUCAAAGUGCCUGCGUAUCCAAUGGAAAUUUAUUAGAGUCUAUAUUUAAGGAUAACAAUGGAUCUGAAUGAUUUUCCAUACCAUAUUGGUAUAUCCAAUUUUUCUGUUUUCAUAACAUGAUUAUUUAUUUAUUAUCUUUGUAAAAAUGGCGGUUGUGAAACCUGUUUUGCGCUUUAAUGUUCAAGUACAUUUCAAAUUUUCAUUUUCUGCUCUGAUGAUGAUAGAAAAUGACUUAAAAGUGAAUGACGUCUAAGUGCAUUUGAAUUCUUUUAUGUAUUGUACAGCUAAAUACACAUCAUAUACAUUUCUCAUUACCUCCUUCAUGGAUGUUUCCUGGGCAACUUUCACAUAAUAUAGUGAGAAAUGCUUACUGUCCAAUAAUGGUUUGUAGUGCAAUACUCAAUGUAGCACACAAAUAGCAAUACGUCAGGAUGAAGUAUACAAAACAUCUUACAACAAAAUUAAUUAGAGCGCAAAAGUCAGAGCAAGUUUUUGUUGGAAGACUUUAUUCACUUCAUGGACUUCCUUUAAUGCGAGGCAGAAGUAUCAUUAUGCAAAUAGUGAAAUGUUCCUUCCCAAUAUUACCAGCUGUUUUUUUUUACUUCUAUGGAGUGGCUUUCUAAAAUGUGUAUGGUUUCUGGUGCAUCUGUUCCUGUGUUUGUUUGAGUUAUGCCAGUCUGGCAAAGAAAUCUGUGGCCCUCUGGCAGUUCAUCAAAAACCAGCAGCACUGACUCACUCUAGAAGUGAAGUAAACAACCUGCUCUGCCUAUUAGAUGCACCUCUAAUGCCCCCAGUUUGUCUUGCAAAGAAAACAACAGUUGUAUUCUUUCUGGGACUUUUUACUCACUUUAUAUUCUCUUCCUGAUUUUGGAAUUAAGCAAGUGGAGAAAUAAAUUUGGUCCAAUACUGCGUUAAAACCUGUUAAUUUUUUUUUUUGAUUUAUUACAUUGUUACAAAUUAGUUACUACACUGUAAUAAGGCAAAAUCCCAAAGAUUUAAUUAUUAAUUAUUAAUAGCAGGUGGAAACAUUACCAAUAUGACAGUUUACACAGAAUUCACUUCUCAUUUGAAUGUUAAAUUACAUUAAUAUAAAUAUCUUUUUUAGUUUUUUGCAUAAAAAGCUGGAUGUUUAAUUGAAAAUCAGUAUUAAAUAUUUAACCUUAAAUAAGGGGCAUUGAAAAAAUACUGACCAAACCGGGACAAAUAAAUAUUUAUUGUAAUCAUGUAUUGUACAAUAUAUACUAAAAGUAAAAAUGUUGUGGAUUUACACAAUUUUAUGAUGAAUAAUGGUCUGAAUAUAUAUACAUAGUUUUGUUGCAAUCAGAAAUCACAUUCGUAGAGCCUAAAUCAUCAAGGAUGUCCAUAAAAGUGCCACAAAAAUCAUGUUUUAUCUCAAUACUGGGACACAUAACAUGCUUUUGCGAGGGAUUAUAUCUAUAUGCUGUUGCUUAUACUGACUUUGGUAACGUUAAAUUAAAAUUAAUUUAGGACCUCACUGUGUCAUACUAAUUUUAAAACAAACAUUUGAAACUGUCUGAGAAACAUAUUGAUUAUAUCAGUUAAUAAGGGCCACAAACUCAGCUAUGUGUUGCAGAAACAUACUUUGAUUUCAUCAUGUAGCGUUUACAUUUGCUGCCGAACCAUUCAUACCUCUGCUUUAACAAAGCUUGAAGGUGUUUACUUUUUAAAUAAUCACAAUCUAUUAGCAAUUACCCAGAGUCAUUCUGGGGUAGCAUAAGGUCGCUUUGAUUCUUUGUGCUUCUGAAUGAGCUCUACAAUGAAGAAAAAGCCUAUCAGGAAGAACAAUCUCCAAUUAAAGCAGGCUCAGCUGGAGGCUUUCUAUUUGCUCUGCAAAUUAAACAUGUAAAUAGCUCUUUUGUUACCGUAAAACACCACAUCAUGUUGUCAAUUAAAGAUCUUCCAUUUCCCACGCUGAUUAACAGGCGGCAUGUACCAUGGUACAUUUAAAGAACUGACAUUGGCGCUUAUAAACAAAAUGCAUAAAAAAUCUUGAUUUGUAUUAAAUUUGAGCACUUCUCUGAUUAAAAUGUAUGAGUAUUUUGCUAUUACAUAAGUUUAAUGAUUCCAUUUAUUGCCUACAAACCAUAAAAAUGUCAUUGUAUUUAAAUGAACGUGUUAUCAAGUCAGUUUCUAACUUCAUCAGAGAUUUCUUUUUAAAAUACCGUGUUGCAAAUGCCUUGUUACUAAUGUAAACUGUAGAGAAUCAAAGAACAGUUAUUUACAGUCUUGUUCUGUCCAUUUGAACUUUCUCUGUACAGUAUUAGGUUGUGCACCAUGAUUUGUCUAUUUGAGAUUGUAAUCACAACAAGGUGUUGCAUUUGACCCUAAAACACAUCCACAGCUUUGAAUUUAUGAAGAUAUGCAACAUCUCUCAUUGCUUCCAUGUCAUUUGAGUCUGCCUUUCUGCUAUGUUCUACAUUUUCAGUUAAAUCACCAACUGGAGAAUCUUAUUGUUGGAUUUUUGAAUCAGAGUGUACAAAUGGGUAACACUACAAUGGAUUUAAUACAGAAGAAAGGUAUUUACACAACAAGGCAAUACUUACUUAGAGUGGAUUGUUAGAAGCCAUUGAAAUAACCAAAUGAAAGGCAAUGUAUUUGAGUAUAUUGGUGGCAUAGUAUGUUUGUAAAGAUGUAUUUACCAGAGCUUGUUGGGGUCACUACUGGCAAAAUCUAAAACUGAAAUUGGUGCAAUGUCCCAAAGAGCAGUUAAUCUCGAUUUAGCCUUAUGGGAAAUGAUAGCAUUUCCUUUCUUUGUGGUUUCAGAAAUGCAGCCAUCAUACUGUUAUUUAAGGAAAUUUUCAAGGUUUCAUUUUGAUAAAAUAUGCAAACUGAUUUAUGUGAAGAAAAAAAAAAAACUUAACGUCAAAGAAAAACAAGUUUCUUACAAGUUUUAAUGCAGCAUGACUUUCUACAAGUUACUGUCAAAAUCAAAGUUGCGUUUAAUUAAUACUCGAUUUCAAAGACGUCAGUAUUGUUAUAUGUUGUAGACAUAUUUAAACCUGUGAGAAAGCAGUUCUGUGAAACUUGCGCUUUAUAGAAAUGCCUCAAUGCUACCUAUUGCCUAAAAGGAUGUUGGUUUGACGUCAUGACAAGCGGGAUUUCUACUUCAAGUAAAAAAAGCCUUUAUCUUACAAAGGUACUGGUGGUUGGCAAAGUUGUACACAUUACUUGCGAUGACAGAAGAUUUCAAUGUUCUGGCAUGCUGUAGAAUUUAGGUUUUGUUUUGUUCCUUUUCUGUUUGUUUGUUUUUGUUUUGUUUUUUUUGUACAGAGCAGGUAACCUGCAAUGCUUUGAAUUUAUACAUUGUAUAGUUGUACGAAUUCAUUUUAAUAUGCGUUAUGUAUCAAAAACCUUCCUGCCUGGUUAGCUUUGUAUUUUUGAUGUGUUGCACAAGUCCAGCGUUUUGUUUUUGUUUUUUUGGCUAUUGUAUGUUUAUUUUAUAAUAAAACUGUCAAACGUUAUGAACAAACCUAAGAUGUAGUUAUGUUGUUUUUAAAUGUUUCAUGUCUGUAAAAAAUGAUGAAUAAAAAUGGUAUGAGCCAAAUCUAAAAAGAUAAUAAAAAAUAAAUAAAGUUUGGG